Molecule: messenger RNA, 544 nt
Organism: Aspergillus heteromorphus CBS 117.55
Lineage: Eukaryota; Fungi; Ascomycota; Eurotiomycetes; Eurotiales; Aspergillaceae
Exons: 1
Coding region: 63-467 (134 amino acids)
Source: RefSeq, a predicted model, not a curated record
AAACAAUACGAGAAUGGAAAAUAUGCAACGGGUUAGACUGGCGGAAAACACCCGCCUACCCGAUGACCUCGUGGCAGAAUCCUCUCUAUGUCUGGGUUCGGGAUUUCCUGUCCCUGAAGACUCUCCCUCUACAUGGUAAUGUUAUCGUCCAGAGGGAUGAAGAGGAAUUGGUCCCGAGAGGUGCGGCGGAUGGCCGGUAUAGGCUCUAUUUGGAGAGAUCGCUGGAAGGGUAUCGAAAGGAGAGAAGUCUAAGAGAGGUUUAUCUGCAGUGCGGGUGGAGGGUCGACGCUGAUGGAGAGAUGCAGCAGGGGCAGGGGGGGAGGGUGUGGGAGAGCUUGGAAGAGGCGCGAAAGGUUGCUGGAGGUGGGUUUCAACCCCGCGAAUUCGAGAUACGUCGACAGGAGUGGUUUGAUAGGCUUUGGCCGGAGGAUGCGAGAGAGAAGUGUUCGGGGUGUUUGGAGCAUUGAAGUUUGGUAAGUGUAUAUAUAAUGUGGCCAACCUUAUAGAUCAAGUGGUUAAUUAGAAAGUCGUUAUUGUAUAGGCU